Messenger RNA from Exophiala xenobiotica, 1142 nucleotides. RefSeq lists its product as uncharacterized. The transcript is spliced from 2 exons. The coding region runs from base 140 to 625 and encodes 161 amino acids. The record is from RefSeq and is a predicted model, not a curated record. NCBI's taxonomy places the organism in Eukaryota, Fungi, Ascomycota, Eurotiomycetes, Chaetothyriales, Herpotrichiellaceae.
GCCACUCAUCACUCCUUUCCUUCUUCUUUUCAGCAUCGCCAUAUUCCGAUCACCCUUCGGAACUCACUCCUGCCCAUUCGGCCAAAGGAGCCCAUUUGCAGCUUCGCGUUCGACUCGUGCAAGCAGCAUCACUUCAAUCAUGGCUCCGCGAGGAUUUACUCUUCCUCCAGCAAACACUCAGUCCGCAAAACAAGCACGUAGUGCCUUCUUCUGUUCAUUGUGUCAAAAAGGUUACAGUCGCAUGAACGAGUUCGAAGUACAUGAAUCAUCCUACGACCACCAACACAAGAAAAGAUUGAAGGAGAUGAAAGAAAUGCAAAGACAAGUACAACCGAAAAAGGAGGAGAAAGGACCGUUGAUGCAGAUAAAACUCGGCGGUGCGACUAAAAGCUCAGCCACGGGAAGCGGAGGCUUCAAGAAAGGCGGGUUCAAGAACGCUUUUGCUUCUGCGGAGGAUGAUACCCCGGUGAAGACAGAAAAGAAAGAUGAUGAGAUGGAGGUUGUUGAGAAGCAUACGCCGGAGGACGAUGAUAGCGAUCUGACGGAUGUCGAAGAUUAUUAUGAUCCACGAAAACCGACGGGUUGCAUGCCAGGCUGCCAGGGUCACAUUGCAGCGGGCUCUUGAUGCCAUCCAGUUGACACCAUCAACAUUUACUUCAGACAUCAUCAGCUUGACUGCCAAAUAGGCACAUCAAAGUCGAGCCGCACCUCUUGAGCAGAGACUGCCCUAGGCAGCGGCCGGUCCAGUGGUCGACGACGAAAGGUUCUCCUCGGCACGGAGGAAACUGCACUCUCGGGCUAAGUUGUUCUUAUACGGCUCUUCGGUGGCUUGAAGGAGGCUGCAAACACUGGACCGGGCCAGGACCGAUGUCAAGGGACCAAGGAAAAUCCGGGACCUUGCGUGGCUGUUGGUCUUCGGUCACUGCGGGUGAAGAAUGCUGGCAUCACUACAUGCAAAGAGCGAUUUACACAAAGCUAUGUCAGCUAUAUCAUCACCGUGGGGGUUGCAAUGGUGUUUAUGGCUUGAAGAAUUCCUGUCAGCCAGAGAGUGGAGGCGAGAAGCCGUGUCGCACAGAUACCGUAGGUAUUUCGACUUACAACUUGAGUUGCUAGAAGCAAUGAAGCAAUUGCAAUAUUCAGAC